Molecule: messenger RNA, 1155 nt
Organism: Ostreococcus lucimarinus CCE9901
Lineage: Eukaryota; Viridiplantae; Chlorophyta; Mamiellophyceae; Mamiellales; Bathycoccaceae
Exons: 1
Coding region: 1-1155 (384 amino acids)
Source: RefSeq, a predicted model, not a curated record
AUGCCGCUCGCGACAUCGCGCGCUAAGAAACACGACGCCAUCGACGACGCGUUGACGGCGGAAGACGCGCGAGAACACGCGGAUAAGUUGGCGAAAUCUUUGUCCAUCUUCGCCACGAUCCCGCGCGCCAUCGCCGAGGCGCACAUUCGUUUACGAGGUCGAGCGUGUCCAGACGAGCGCGCGAGCGACGCCGACGUGCGAGGCGCGCUACUGAAAGCGCUGAGCGAUGAAGUCUUGGCCGAGCGAGAGUGUAAGCUAAAGGGAACGAAGUUUGAGCCGUACGUGAACGCACGGCCGAAGCCGGCUGCGGCUGCAGCGGCGGCUCGAACGGGACGGACGACGACGCGCGCGGUGGUCGAUGGCGAUCGUCGAAGCGCGUCGAGAGAGACGAAAAUAAUCGGUGGCGAUCGUGGAGACGGCUCCGAUAGCGAUAGUUCGGUUGGUGUGGCGAGCAAAUUCGUGCCACGGGAAAUCGAAGACGAAGACGAAGACGAAGACGAAGACGAAGACGAAGACGAAGACGCGACGACGAGCGACGACGAGGAAGAAGAGUAUAGCAGUGACGGAGAUUAUAGCGGCGAAGAUGACUACGCCGAUGACGGUGGAAAUUUCUUCGGUCGAGCGGCAGAGGAACCGCCGGCACCUGAAGGGGCGAAUCCGUUCGCGAGCAUGGGGGACGUCGAUUUCGGCGAAGAGGCGCGCGCACAAAUCGAAGAAGCGAAGCGUAUCGUGGCCGAACGCAAGGCGCAAGCGUCGAAUUUAGCGGAUGCAUUAGCGAGCCUACAAACGUCGGACCCGGUGUCGCCGACGCCUUCAGGCCGUGUCGCGUUCAGCGACAAGGGCGACGACGUUGCCAGCAUCGCCGGCUCCAUCGCGGGUUCAGACUUCACCGACCGCUUCGAUGCGAUAUCAAUAGCUUCCAUCGCCGCCACGCUCGGAUCUGACGCCACAGAUCGAGUUGCAGACGUCGACGGGAGUGAAUUCGACGUCGCCAGUCUCGCAUCUCAUGGCACGCAUCGUGCGACCACCGACCUCGGCUCGGACGACGAGCGCGAAGCCGCAAUUUUCGAGAGCGAGGACGAGCGCGACAGCGUCAGUUCGGACGAGCGUCACGGCGCCAAGGAAAAUGCUCCACCAUCGCCUCCAUCACCGUAG